UCCGGUAUCACCCAUAGUAACGUUUGUUGCAACCCAUGGUUCUCCAGCAUUUUUGAACAACGUUUUCGGUUGAUUUCUCCAUCUUAGUGUCAUUCGCAUGAAUUUAUUUUGAGGAUAUUAAGCAUUAUUUUGUGUGGAGGAAAGGUCCCCUAAUCUUUUCUUGAAACUAAUGUGUCUCCGCUGCUUGGCUGUCGAAGCGAGUGCAGGAGGUCUGCCCGUUCAGAAAUGAAGAGCCAACAGAAAGGCCCGCAACCGGACGGAACUGUCACCGUCAGUGAAGAAGGCUCUGUGGCCACUGCAGAAGAUCCAGCAGCGAUUGCCACCAUUCAGUCUGCUGCUACCUUCACUGACCAACCCAUCAAAUAUCUCUUUAAGGCAGAAGGAGCCUGUGGACAGGUGACCUACAGGGUGAUCCAGGUAUCGGACGGCCAGUUAGAGGGGCAGACAGAUGGAGCUGCAGCCGUCAAUCUAGUUGCUGGUUUCCCUGCAACGACACAGACCGUCACACAGGCUGUGAUCUCUCAGUCAGAGGAGUUGGAGGGGGAUGGCAGCACUGAGACUCAGUAUGCCUAUUACCCCACCUCCAUCGCAGAUGCCACAGCUGGCACCAUGGUGACCACCGUGCAGGCUUCUGACACACUGCUGGGACAGACUACUCCCACAGGUCAGCUGUAUGUGAUGAUGUCACCCCAGGAAGUUUUGACAGGAUCCAGUCAGAGGACAAUCGCACCUCGGACUCAACCAUACAUAUCAAAGCAGGACGUUCCUCGAGGUUCCAGGGAUGAGAAACGCAGAGCUCAGCACAAUGAAGUUGAGCGCAGACGCAGGGACAAGAUUAACAACUGGAUUGUGCAACUUUCAAAAACCAUUCCUGAGUGCAACGUUGACUACACCAAAACAGGCCAGAGUAAAGGCGGGAUCUUAUCAAAGGCCUGUGAGUACAUCAAAGAACUGCGACAAAGCAACUUGAAGUUAGGGGAAGAUAUCAGCAUCUUGGAACGCCUGCAAGUCGACAACCAGCUACUCAGACAGGAAGUUGAAGACUGGAAAUCCAAGAAUCAGAUUCUAAGAAAUCUUUUGCGACAGCAUGGCAUUGUGGGGUCAUCCAGCAAAGACUCUCAGUGAGGAGCCUGUUGCACGCAGGUGUUUGAAGACAGCUUCACGUGGGCCAAAUAACUAGCGGUACUUGAAAUGUGCUUCUUGUCAUUGAGCAUGACCCAAAUGGGAGUAAUUGUUGAAAUAUUUUCACGAGGAUUCAAAUAAUCAUCUUUGAACUCUUGUUUGUUUUGACGCUUUACAGCAUUUAAGUCCUUUAUCUGGUAGUUACAAAACAUGACAGGUCUUAAAAAAUAAAUUGUACAGACAGGUUUAGCAAAACCCUCAUUAGAUGCCUUUUUCCAUAAACCUAUUAUUCAUUAAUCUCCAGUACAUGAAACUUUACAUCGGUCAGUUAUUUUACUUAAACCAUG
Messenger RNA from Nematolebias whitei (Rio pearlfish), 1469 nucleotides. It is a transcript of the gene usf1, whose product is annotated as upstream transcription factor 1. The transcript has 10 exons. The record is from RefSeq and is a predicted model, not a curated record. NCBI's taxonomy places the organism in Eukaryota, Metazoa, Chordata, Actinopteri, Cyprinodontiformes, Rivulidae. Bases 226 to 1125 code for a protein of 299 amino acids. Gene Ontology annotation, molecular function: DNA-binding transcription factor activity, RNA polymerase II-specific; protein dimerization activity; RNA polymerase II cis-regulatory region sequence-specific DNA binding. Gene Ontology annotation, biological process: regulation of transcription by RNA polymerase II.